Messenger RNA from Protopterus annectens (West African lungfish), 513 nucleotides. It is a transcript of the gene RPS19, whose product is annotated as ribosomal protein S19. Gene Ontology annotation, cellular component: ribosome; cytosolic small ribosomal subunit. Gene Ontology annotation, molecular function: structural constituent of ribosome; RNA binding. Lineage: Eukaryota; Metazoa; Chordata; Ceratodontiformes; Protopteridae. Gene Ontology annotation, biological process: translation; ribosomal small subunit assembly. The transcript has 6 exons. Bases 35 to 472 code for a protein of 145 amino acids. The record is from RefSeq and is a predicted model, not a curated record.
UUUUUCUUUUUCUUCCGGUUCAGGUUGGAGUAAGAUGCCUGGUGUAACUGUGAAAGACGUGAACCAGCAGGAGUUUGUCAAAGCCCUCGCUAACUUCCUAAAAAAGACUGGUAAACUUAAGGUACCAGAUUGGGUCGACACUGUUAAACUCGGAAAACACAAAGAACUAGCCCCAUAUGAUGAGAACUGGUUCUAUACAAGAGCAGCCUCCACCAUCCGCCAUAUCUAUUUGCGUAGUGGUGUUGGUGUUGGGUCCAUGACAAAGAUUUAUGGUGGUCGUAAGCGUAAUGGAGUACGACCAAGUCACUUCAGUAGAGGAUCCAGAAGUGUUGCCAGAAGAGUCCUCCAGGCACUUGAGGGACUCAAGAUGGUGGAAAAAGAUCCAAAUGGGGGGCGCAGGCUAACACCUCAAGGACAGAGAGACCUAGAUAGAAUUGCUGGACAGGUUGCAGCAGCUGGCAGGAAACAUUAAUCUUGGGAGAAUUCACAAAAUAAAGUUAUUUUUCAUUUACA